This is a messenger RNA of Punctularia strigosozonata HHB-11173 SS5, 1170 nucleotides long. RefSeq lists its product as uncharacterized. The transcript is spliced from 5 exons. The record is from RefSeq and is a predicted model, not a curated record. Bases 1 to 1170 code for a protein of 389 amino acids. NCBI's taxonomy places the organism in Eukaryota, Fungi, Basidiomycota, Agaricomycetes, Corticiales, Punctulariaceae.
AUGCUAGGCCUCCCCUCCUGCGUCUCGGACGAUUGGGUGACCGCCUCCGCCUCGCACCCCUCCACCGCCGCCGCCGACCCACUCAUCUCGCUCGACCCGGACGUCUCUAAGCUCCUCCGCAUCCAGCGCUUCGCCCUCCGGCUCUCGACCGUCAUGGGCCACUCCGUCCGCUCCAAGUCGGGACAGGACGCGAGCACCGGUCCGGCGCUUAUCGGCAUCCUCGCCAGCGAGCUCGUCGACAUCGAGAACGGUCUCAGCCCCAUGAACCCGCGCGUGGCGAUCGCGUUCCUCGAGGUCAAGCUUCAGCUGUACACUUACGGCCUUCAGGACGACAUGAUGCUCGCCUCGCCGAUGGACCUCCUCUCGUGCUACACCUCCUCCAUCCGCAUGCUCGAGAUCCUCCACAAGCUCGCCGCCGCGCCCGACACGAACGCCGCCUUCUGGCCGCGAUCUAUGCUGCUCAGCACCGUCUACGCCACCCUCUGCCUCCUCAAGCUCGCCUCCCUCCAAACAACGCACCCCCAAAAGUUCACCGUAGACCGGAACAUGAUCCUACGCGAGAUCAUGCGUGCCUACGACCUCCUCAAGGGCCGCUCGCUCACCCCGGGCGACGAGGCCGACCAAGUCUGCCAGAUCAUCCGCUUCCUCUCGCGCCGCCUCGCCAACUCGCCCCCUUCCUCCUCCACCACCUCCACCUCCUCCACGCCCGCAGCCCCGCCGAAACGGCCGGCAAUGUACGUUCGCGCGCGCAUGAGCCUCGGCGGGCUCCUGUACGACGCCGUGUACGAGACGAUCAUCGCCGGCCCGUGGGGCGCCAAGCUCCAGCCCGGCGCGCUCCGUACCCUCCCCGGCGCGGCGGGCUGCUGCGGCCUCACCGACGCGGACGAGACCGUGGAGCGCGAGGAGCGCGAGCGGGCGGAGACGCAAGCGCAGGUCCGGGCGCAGCCCGUCGUCCCGCAGGUGGCGGGAAUGCAGGCAGCGCCGACGGUGCACGCGGCGGCGCAGGAGCUUCCGAUGCUCUCGACGUCGACGUCGGACCUGGACGUCUUUGGGUGGCUAAACGGCAUGGAUACGACAUCGUACGACGAGCUGAUCAACGACGUGGCCAACUUCGGCGCAUUUGGCACGUCGUGGAUGAUGGGCGACCUGUCUGCAAUGCAAAUGGGCUAA